Molecule: messenger RNA, 1548 nt
Organism: Colletotrichum spaethianum
Lineage: Eukaryota; Fungi; Ascomycota; Sordariomycetes; Glomerellales; Glomerellaceae
Product: thioredoxin
Exons: 3
Coding region: 1-1548 (515 amino acids)
Molecular function (GO): N,N-dimethylaniline monooxygenase activity; NADP binding; flavin adenine dinucleotide binding
Source: RefSeq, a predicted model, not a curated record
AUGGGCGCAAUUAAAAGAGUCGCAGUCAUUGGCGCGGGGCCAGCCGGGGCCAUCACCAUCGACGCCCUGGCCCGCGAGAAAACAUUCGACGUCAUCCGUGUGUUCGAACGCCGAGAAGCCGCGGGCGGUUGCUGGGUCGGCGACCAGACCCCUCCGCCGCACCUUACCGACCUCCCCGCCCUCGCAUCCCGCACCGCCGACCGCCCCAUCCCGAUCCCGGAGACCCUCCCGGCCCGAACCCCGAAACUCCCGAAACCCUCGCCGCCGCGCUUCACCGAGUCCGGCAUCUACCCCUAUCUCGAGACCAAUGUCGACGCCAUCCCCAUGUCCUUCUCCGAGGAGUCCCUCCCCGAGCAGCGCACCGAGAACUCCAUCGCCCUGCACGGGCCCGAGACGCCCUUUCGCCAUUGGACCGUCGUCCGGGAUUUUGUACAGGGGCUUGUGAACCGCAACGGGUACCAGGAUUUCGUAUCGUACAGAACAACGGUGGAGCUAGCUGAGAAGGUUGGGGACGAGUGGAAGGUGACGUUGAGGAGGGAGGGCGAGGACGGGGAUGAGUGGUGGAUUGAGUGGUUUGAUGCUGUUGUUGUCGCGACGGGCCAUUACUGGGUGCCUUACAUCCCCUACAUUGAGGGUCUUGAGGAGUUUGAAAAGGCUCGACCGGGGAGCGUGAUUCACAGCAAGCACUUCCGCGGACGAGACCAGUUCCGCGACAAGCGCGUCGUCAUAGUAGGUGCCUCCGUGUCGGGAGCCGAUAUCUCGGUCGACCUCGUCAAAACCGCAAAGCUUCCCGUCUACUCCGUCGUCAACGGCCGCAAAGCAAACCUCUACUUUGGCGACGGCGCAUUCAACCACCCUCAAAUCUCGCGCCGCGCCACAAUCUCCCGCAUCGACGGUCGGACGGUGCACUUUUUAGAUGGGACCUCUGUCGCGGACGUCGACAACAUCGUGCUCGCUACAGGCUUCACCUGGACGCUGCCGUUCCUGCCUUCGGUCGAGGUCCGCAACAACCGCGUCCCCGGGCUGUACCAGCACGUUAUUUACCACCGCGACCCAACACUGCUCUUCAUUGGCGCCGUGGCGGCGGGCCUGACAUUCAAGAUCUUCGAGUGGCAGGCCGUCCUCGCGGCGCGCGUGCUGGCUGGGAGAGCGAGGCUGCCGCCGGCCGAGGAGCAAGCCAAGUGGGAGGCGGACCGAAUUGCGGAGAAGGGCGACGAUAUCAAAUUCUCGCUUGUGCACCCGCACUUUGAGGAGUACUUUGAGACUGUGCGCGCGCUGGCCGGCGAGCCGGAGAACGGUGUCGGCAGGGCAUUGCCGCCGUAUGACCCGUCGUGGUUCCAGGUCUUCCUCGACGGUCUAGAGUUAAGGAAGAAGAUGUGGGUGAGGUUGAAUGCCCAAGCACAAGAGGAGCUUGAGCAGGCGAAGCCAUCCGCGAAUGGCUUGGAUAAAAAGGAGGCUACAGAUACUUACGCAUCAUCAGCAAACGGACUAGAACCCGAGAAAGCCCCAAUCGUGACGACGCUAGCAGCACCUCAAGAGGUUCAGUAG